ACUGAUGGAAAGAUGGGAAAUUCAGUGAACUUUUUUGGUGGGAAAAACCUUGAGUACAUUAAUCUUUCAGACAACGGAUUCUGGGAAUUUACCGGCGUAAUUAAUGGAUUGACUGGAUUUAAAACUUUUAUUUUAUCUGGCAACCAGUUGGACAUUUUGUCUGUCACAUUUUUCGACCCCUUCCCAAGCCUGGAGCAUUUAGAUUUGUCAGAAACGAACCUAAAUCCUGAUUUUAUAAGUGCCAGCAGUGAAAGGCUGUUCCAGAAGCUGUCCGACCUCAAGAAAUUGAGCCUGGAGAGAAACUCCUUGACGUUACUGUCAUCAAACACCUUCUCAGCCAACCGCAACAUCACCCACCUUCUUCUUUCCGGGAACCGUUUCAAUCGCGUGCCUUUCAACCUCAAAAACACACCCGAACUUCAAGUUCUUGACCUCCAAAACAACGCCAUAGUCUCCCUUGACCGGGAGACGACUGACAACCUUGACCGGCUGGCAGCAGAUUCGGGUGGCUUUCAGCUCAUGCUGGGCGGAAACGUUUUGUUGUGCGUCUGUGAAAAUGUCCCAUUCUUGUACUGGCUGGCGCACACAAGCGUUCUUUUUGAUCGUGACGGUAACUUUAGCUGUAUUAACAAUGAUGGGGUUUUAACACACACGAAGGCGUUCGUAGAUCCCAUUAUCGUGUGGCGGCAGUGUGCGGGUCAAUUCUACUUCUACUUGUCAAUUUUCCUCCUCUGCACAAUGAUCAUCGGAUUUUUGACCACAUUGGUCAUCACCAGAAACAAAACUCUCAUCCUCUCAAGCUUGCUCCAGAUGUUCACCAACUUCAAGGUUCUCAAAUCAAAAGAUUACAAGAUCGGGGUGUUCAUAGGAUACGCUGACCGCGAUUACAUGUUCGCGUGCACAGAUUUACGACGCUAUAUCGAAACGACGCUUGGAUUAACCACUUACCUUCAAGACCGAGACCUCUUGCCGACAUUCGAUAUGGCACAGGGGAUUGUUGAGGCCAUCAACUCGAGUUGGAGGAUCCUUCUAGUGGUCAACAGAACGUUUUUGAAUGAUGACCACUGGUCAUUAUUUACUAUGAAGUCCGCUAUUUUCGCCCUGACACCGGCCAAUCCUGACCGGGUUGUGGUUCUUGUAGAUAAACAACUACUGUCGGAGCUACCAGGAGACCUUUUGAGUUCUGUGCCCGAGGACAACAUCAUCCCUGUGUCCAGAUGGGAGAUGACGUAUAGACUGAGAGAGAUGUUAAGGACACGGCUCCUGUAA
Messenger RNA from Lymnaea stagnalis (great pond snail), 1269 nucleotides. The record is from the annotation of a GenBank genome assembly. NCBI's taxonomy places the organism in Eukaryota, Metazoa, Mollusca, Gastropoda, Lymnaeidae.